Psilocybe cubensis is the source of this 669-nucleotide messenger RNA. RefSeq lists its product as uncharacterized. The transcript has 4 exons. Lineage: Eukaryota; Fungi; Basidiomycota; Agaricomycetes; Agaricales; Agrocybaceae. The record is from RefSeq and is a predicted model, not a curated record. Gene Ontology annotation, biological process: protein acetylation. Gene Ontology annotation, molecular function: N-acetyltransferase activity. The coding region runs from base 1 to 669 and encodes 222 amino acids.
AUGAAGGCCAAUAUUUCCACUGUACUAGUUGGAUCAAAUGUUGUUCUUGUACCAUACAGACCUGAGCAUGUUCCUAAAUAUCAUGAUUGGAUGCUGGAUGAAGAACUAAGGGCUCUAACAGCCAGCGAACCUCUAACUCUCGAGGAGGAAUACGAAAUGCAAGGGAAAUGGCAAUUAGACGAAGACAAACUAACGUUCAUAAUCCUUUCCCGUCACCCCCUUGAAGGAAGUAUAGAACUUCCAGAGACCCCAGGCACAGUGUCUCCCGAGGAUGAACGAUUAUCUGCCCUUCCUAUGGUCGGAGAUGUCAACAUCUUUUUGCAUGGCACAAUCCCAACGACUGAAGAAUCAGUUAUUGAUGAAGAUGAAUUUCAUGCAGAGGUUGAGAUUAUGAUAGCAGAGCCGUCAUACCGUCGGAAAGGACUGGCAAUUGAGGCUCUCCAGCUUAUGCUAGGUUACGCAACUGGCAAACUCCAGGCCUUUGGGCUAUCUAACACCACUUCGAUUCCUACUUCUCCUCUCAACAUCCCACCAAACUCCCUAAUUACCAAAAUAUCGGAGACCAACAUCCCCAGCAUCAAGUUGUUCGAGAAACUCGGUUUUGCAAUUACCAAACGAGUGGAAGUUUUCCAGGAAAUCGAGAUGAAAUUUACAAAGAAAUACAGCUAG